AUGGGAUCUACAGAUAAGCCGGCUGACCUGGAAACUGCCAAGGAAGUCCCGCCACCACCAAAAGGGGAGGCCUACGGGUCUACCCCUCCUCCCCCUAAACGCGAUUACUUCUUUGUAGUUGAUGUGGUUCUCAGGUUCCUAGUGUUUGCAGCAUCACUUACAAGUGUGUUGGUCAUUGUCAUUAGCAAGCAAACAGUUCACCUAGGUCCUAGAAUAGCUGUGGCCAAGUUUAAUCACUCUCCGGCCUUCAUAUACUUUGUGGCGGCACUAUCAGUUGCAGGCCUCUACGCCAUUAUUACUACGCUAGCAUCCCUUUCAGUCAUCUGGAAGCCAAUCCUCUCAACAAAGUUCUUGCUUCAUUUUGUAUUUUUGGAUGUGCUAAUAUUGGGUCUGGUAGCCUCGGCCACUGGCACAGCCGGAGGUGUUGCAUAUAUCGGAUACAAGGGCAAUAAACAUACGCAGUGGCUGAAAGUGUGCUCUACUUUUGAUAAGUUCUGCCAACACGUUGUAGGCGCUCUGGCUACCUCAUUGUUCGCCUCAGUUUUGCUUGUCCUUCUUGUCUGGCUCUCCACUUUCACUCUCCACCGAAAAAUUCCCAAAUAG
This is a messenger RNA of Prunus armeniaca (apricot), 603 nucleotides long. NCBI's taxonomy places the organism in Eukaryota, Viridiplantae, Streptophyta, Magnoliopsida, Rosales, Rosaceae. The record is from the annotation of a GenBank genome assembly.